AUGCCUCCGAAAAGGGGUUGGAUUGAUAAAAAAACUGCGACAACAUAUCAGCUGUUUCACAGGUCGCAAAAUGAUCCGUUGAUCCAUGACCCGGAAGCGGACGAUCGCGUUCUUCACCAAGUUUCUGGCCCAUCCCAGAAACCCAUUGCUCCGAAAACCACCAGAGUUCUCAAAGACCUAGAAACCGAGUUUGCAAACUCAAGAGCCCGUGAAAAUGAAGGAGAAGCAGCGAAUUAUGGUAUCUUCUACGAUGACUCCGAGUAUGAUUAUAUGCAGCACCUUCGAGAGCUGGGCAAGGGCGGUGGGGAGGCACAUUUUGUGGAAGCAAAGGCCAAAAAGGACAAAGGGAAGAUGAAGAGGUUAGAAGACGCACUAGCAGAAGGCACGCUGGAAGAUGACUUUGAUGGUCUUUCAUUAAGAGACUCCUCUUCGACAUACGGUGGGAAUGAUGCGUUUUCAACCGCUUCCUCAUACGUCCGGAAACCAACCUACCAGGAUCAACAGAAUAUUCCAGAUGCGAUUGCUGGAUUUCAACCGGAUAUGGACCCCCGGCUAAGGGAAGCCCUAGAAGCGCUUGAUGAUGAAGCAUUUGUUGAUCAGGAUGGCGACGAGGAUAUUUUUGGUGCUCUUGUUGAUGGUGGAUUGGAUGCAGAGGUUGAUCCGGAUGAGUGGAGGGAUAAAUUUUUUGAGGAAGAAUAUGACGAUGGAUGGGAUUCGGAUUGCACAGAAAAGGCACCUGUUCAACCCAUGACAUCCUCCACCACAACGAAUGACGUUGACUCGAAGCACUUCAAUCCUUCUGGCACGGACUCUGAAAUUCCCGCGCACGAUGCGCCAAUUCCAGAUGCCGCUCACGAUGAUGGAGAUUGGCUCAAGAAUUUCGCAAAAUACAAAAAGGAUAUGAAGUCGAAACCGUCCCCAGUGGAACACUCUGAAAAUGCAUCUGAGCGCCACACCGCAACCUCAACGAUGUUUACAGUAGGUGGAACACCCAUUCGGAAAAAGAAGCGCAAGGGCGCGCUCACAAAUCCAUCCGCAUACUCUAUGACAUCGUCUUCUCUUGCCCGCACCGAAGGACUUCGACUAUUAGACGAUCGUUUUGAAAGAGUAGAGGCUUUAUAUGCACUAGAUGAGGAAGGAGAGGACUACGAAGGCUCAAGCAUGGCGGACGACAUGUCUGUUGCGAGUGGAUUGUCGAAGUUCUCGCAGACGCCCAGCAUGAUUUCACAAAGCGCAAACGUUCCAGUGAGAGAAGAUUUCAACUCUGUGAUGGACGACUUCCUGGGGGGCUGGCAAGAUCGCGGAAAGCAGGCUCGAAGAAAAGGUGCAAAAGGGAAGAGAGGGAAGAAUGGCAAUGAAGUUCUGGGUAUGAGGAUGCUGGAUGAGAUUAGACAGGGUCUUGGACCUGCAAAGGUUCCUGAGAAGGUUUAA
Uncinocarpus reesii 1704 is the source of this 1431-nucleotide messenger RNA. RefSeq lists its product as uncharacterized. The record is from RefSeq and is a predicted model, not a curated record. The transcript is spliced from 2 exons. NCBI's taxonomy places the organism in Eukaryota, Fungi, Ascomycota, Eurotiomycetes, Onygenales, Onygenaceae. Gene Ontology annotation, biological process: ribosomal small subunit biogenesis; ribosomal small subunit export from nucleus. Bases 1 to 1431 code for a protein of 476 amino acids. Gene Ontology annotation, cellular component: preribosome, small subunit precursor; nucleus; cytosol.